Medicago truncatula (barrel medic) is the source of this 1528-nucleotide messenger RNA. RefSeq names its product patatin-like protein 2. The transcript has 7 exons. Gene Ontology annotation, molecular function: monoacylglycerol lipase activity; glycerophospholipase activity. The record is from RefSeq and is a predicted model, not a curated record. Bases 72 to 1334 code for a protein of 420 amino acids. Gene Ontology annotation, biological process: lipid metabolic process. NCBI's taxonomy places the organism in Eukaryota, Viridiplantae, Streptophyta, Magnoliopsida, Fabales, Fabaceae.
AGGAAGAAUGCAAACCCUUCAAAUUGUGUUCUCUUAGAAGCAUUGCAUUAACUAGUACAUAAUAUACUAAAAUGGGUGCUUUUCUUUUAUUUGUGCUUGUUUUUGCUAGUCAAGUGAUUGGUGGAUUCAAUACAAAGCUACCACCUCCUGCCUAUGGAAACUCAAUAACCAUUCUCAGCAUUGAUGGAGGUGGUAUUAAAGGGAUUAUUCCCAGUGUAGUUCUUCAACGUUUGGAACAUAUUCUUAAGAUUGUGUCAAAAGAUGAAAAAGCAGCACUGGCAGAUUAUUUUGAUGUGAUAGCAGGGACAAGUACUGGAGGACUCAUUGCUGCUAUGCUUGCUGCUCCUAACUUGAAUGAUACUUCUCGUCCUGCAUUUACUGCUAAAGAAAUCUUACAAUUCUACUUGGAUUAUGGUCAAUCUAUAUUCAACCAAACUGCUGCUAGGAAUUGGACUCAUACCACCCCGGGUCCGAAGUUUGAUGGCGAGUUCUUACGUGCUAAAACACGUGAGAUAUUGCAAGAAACACGUUUGCAUGAUACAUUGACCAAUGUUGUAAUCCCAACCUUCGACAUCCUUCUACUUCACCCGGUCAUUUUCUCAAGCUUUAAGUUGGAGGAAAUUCCUAGCCUAGAUGCAAAAUUGUCGGAUAUAGCCAUUGGGACUUCAGCUGCACCAACUCUUCUACCACCCUAUUUCUUUUGGAAUCGUAGAAGGCCAUUCAAUUUAGUUGAUGGAGGUAUAGCUGCAGGCAGCCCGGCAUUGGUUGCAGUAAGUGAAGUGAUGCAACAAUUGAAUGAGAAGAAUCCUAAUUUCAUUCCUGUGAAUCCAAACGAACCUACCAAAAUCGUGUUGUUGUCAUUAGGAUGUGGAAGAAACACGAUUCUAGGGCCUGGUUCUUUACUUGCAAAAACCUUCUCGUAUAAUAAUUGGACGUCCAUUCUUGCUUUGGGUUAUGCUAGUGCUGCUGCAGACAUACAUGAAUAUCACCUUGCAUCAGUCUUCCCAGACUCACCUUCUUCGGAAAAUUACUACCUUCGAGUUGAGGAGUAUAACUUGAAUCCAUCUAUUGUCAAUGUUACCGAAGAAGGCAUGCAAAAACUUGUAAAGGCAGGAGAAGACUUGUUGAAACAACCUGUUAAGAUACAAAAUGUUACUUCGUUUGUCCCAUAUGUAAAACCAAGUGAGGGUACAAACGAUGAGGCUCUUACAAGGUUGGCUGAUAUUCUAUACAAGGAGAAGGAGCUGCGUUUGAAAAUGAAAUCGAUGGAAAAAAGGGGACAGCCAUUUACUGCUUCUACUCCACCCCCUUCCCGUAUGGUUGCUAUGGAAUAAUUUUCAAGUGAAUAUUGCUGCAAAAUUAAGUGUUUCUUGUUUGUUUGUUUUCCUGUCAAAGGUAUUGAGAGUCUAGCUUGUUAGUUGUGUGGGUGCAUGUGAUUUUGUACUAGAAUAAAGGAUUCAACUGCAUUUUGUAUCCCAUGUAAUGCUCUUGCUUAAAAUAAAGAAGAUCAAUUUGAUCAUUUUCUUUA